CGCAGGCGCAGACACAACACCCGGUCCCUCGCGAACCCCUCGAAAUAGCGCACGUGUGCUCUCUUGCUUUCGUUCCCCCCCACCCCCUUCCCCACCCAGAGCAAGAAUCGUCCAAGACUUCGAGCGACGACGCACUUCCCCGAGACCCUCAACAAAGACAACCAUCCUCGUUCGAUCGAAUCCGGUGUCUGUCCCCGGCCACGACCCAACACCAGCAGCACGAACCCAAACGAAGGCCACGCAGCAAUUGACCCGCGAUCUCCCGUCGCCGUCGCCGUCGCCGUCGCAAUCCAUCCAUCCAUCAAUCGACCCACCGACCCCAAGUCCGCGGAUUCCGCGGUCGAAUCGAAAAUUCGCGACCUUUGUCGCGUUCUCAGGUGAUUCGUGGGGACGGAAUUUUUGACCGGGGAUUAGGGUUUUGGUUGAGAUCUGGGAUGGUUCGUUCGAGCGUGAGGAUUGAGCUGGAAAAAGUCUGAAUUUUGACUCUUGAGCUUGUAUUGGAGAUUGAGGGACAAAUGGGGCACAGCAAGCAGUGCGGCCGGGUCGAUACAUUAGAGUUGAAGGCGUUGAUCGUCCGUCGAAUCGGGCAUCAGCGAGCAGAGAAGUACUUUGAUCAGCUGAAAAAGCUGUUCGCUUCCUCGAUUAGCAAGUCCGAGUUUAGUAGGCUGUGUACGCAGACGAUUGGGAGGGAAACAAUCCCGCUUCACAAUCAACUCAUCAGGUCAAUCCUCAAGAAUGCCUGCCUUGCGCAAUCUCCGCCCUGUGGAAAUGAUAGAGCUAAUCUCAGCAUCGAUCCCGUGAAAGGCCACCAGAAGGGUGGUCUCCAGUCGUUACAUGGUUUUGCAUUUCCUCCUUCACCUCGCAAGAUAAGGUCUCUAGGCAAUCGCAGUUGCAAAUUCAAGGACCGCCCAAGCCCUCUUGGGCCGUUAGGGAAGCCUCAAACUGUUGCAUCUGAGGCAUUGGUUCAUAAAACACUAGAACAACAGAGUCCGACUGAGUUACAGUCUCUUGGUAGUAAACCUCCGGCAGAAAUUGCAUCAGUGGAAGAUGGUGAAGAGGUCGAGCAGUUGGCUGGAAGUCCGGGCGUUCAAAGCAGGAGCCCAGUUACCGAGCCUCUUGGUAUCUCUGUAAAUUUUGGUGGAACAGGUAAAUCUAUUUUCAACACAUCUCCGUAUGGUAGGUACAAUGCCGAGACCUGCCUAAACAGAAGCGAGCUACCCGAUACGAGUUCCUUGAGAAGCAUCAUGGAGCGCAAGUUGGAGAUGGAGGGCAUCAAGGUCUCGGUGAACUGUGCGAACCUCUUGAAUAAUGCGGUAGACGCGUAUUUGAAAAGGUUGAUUGGGCCUUGUAUGAGUCUAGCUGGGUCUAAGCAUGGAUAUCAGCAUUCUGGAAGAUGGGAUGAUCGUAUUGUAAAUUGUAGAAGUGGGAUGGGACCUGGGAGAAGCGUGCAGAGUCCAGUGAAAUCUGUUUGUGCGUCGGUGUUGGAUUUACGUUCUGCAAUGGAGUUGAACCCUGAAAUACUUGGAGAAAAUUGGUCUGUCCAGCUAGAGAAAAUUUGUUCACGUGCUUUCAGUGGGUGAAUACAGAUCAUGGUCGUCAGAAGUCCAUCAGCAAGAGAGACUGGUAUAUAUGAGCUGAGAAUUUUGUUAAGCGAUGGUGGAGCUUGUUGAGUUUAUUCUUCCUUUGAGGUUUUGGUAGAAAGUUUUGGUUUGGCAUUGAGUCUACUGGCUUUGACGAAUGGAGUAACUGAUUAGUUCCAGAUGCUGCGGAGAUCAUACUAGCUCUGGUCUUCUAAUUCCUUAUCUUUUUUACUUUUUCUUUUUUUUUUCCUUCUAGUCGUCGAAAGCAGGGCAUUGUUGUUAAUUUAUAACCAAAUAGAAAAUGUAAAUAUUUGGGCACAAUCAGGAUAGUGAGGAAAUGAGCAACAUCGGUGUGUUUUGUAUUUGUUUAAGGUUCUUCCCCUUUCCUUGUACCUCAAUUGAUAUACCAGUUGAACAUUAUACAGCAGAGAAUCUAUGUAGUUCAGACCGGCACGGUUGCAAUUGGUGUAAUCGAUCUCUCUUCCCCCGCUAGUGAAAAUUUUGUUCCUCAA
Syzygium oleosum is the source of this 2092-nucleotide messenger RNA. RefSeq lists its product as uncharacterized. Gene Ontology annotation, biological process: regulation of transcription by RNA polymerase II. NCBI's taxonomy places the organism in Eukaryota, Viridiplantae, Streptophyta, Magnoliopsida, Myrtales, Myrtaceae. Bases 516 to 1580 code for a protein of 354 amino acids. Gene Ontology annotation, cellular component: SAGA complex. The transcript is spliced from 2 exons. Gene Ontology annotation, molecular function: transcription coactivator activity. The record is from RefSeq and is a predicted model, not a curated record.